GGCGUGGGAUGCUGCUGUCUUAUGCUUUUUUACAUGCACUUAAUAGCAGCCGUACAUACACUCGUAAUAUUAAGUAAGAAACAAACAGUCAUGUGUUUUGCAGUCAAAUACGCUUAAAUGCGUUAGUGACAUAUUAUGCUAACUGCUGGUAUAUGCUAAUAUGGCCCGACUCCGUAUUUGCGAGGUUAUUCUCUCUUUGGUUAACAUUUACAUGUUUGUUAAACAAGCAGCACGAUUAGCUUUCCAGAUAUUAACCCCCUGACUGCUAUCAAUGAGAUAACAGGGGUUAUUACUCGAGUUACAGCAGGUAAAAAUUCAGACUCCAUGGGGCACUGUACAGUCUACACAUGAGCUUCCCCGGCGGGGAGGGGCGAAGACGUGGCAGUCCUCUUCCAUCCACAUCCUGUGUUAUCUGACUCCUCUGCUUCAAUCCCUGUUAAACUUGGAAAAGACAGUCGGGAUGUAGGCGAAGAAGAUACUAGAACAAACUGUAGACAGAGAGGAGUGGCCUUCUAUCUAUUUCACUUCACAGAUGGAGCUACCAUUUUGGUGUUUAUUAUUGCUAAGCUGCCUACAGUCGCUUUCUGCCCACAAUGACUUCUUCACCUCUAUAGGUCAGAUGACAGACCUGUUAUACACAGAAAAAGACCUGGUCACCUCUCUGAAAGAUUACAUCAAAGCAGAGGAGAACAAGCUUGAGCAGGUCAAACGUUGGGCUGAUAAGUUGGACUCACUGUCGGCCACUGCCAUACAGGACCCCGAGGGCUUCCUGGGACACCCUGUUAAUGCCUUCAAACUGAUGAAGAGGCUGAACACAGAGUGGGGCGACCUGGAGAGUCUUGUGCUGAGUGACACCACUGAUGUAUUUAUUUCCAACCUGACCAUCCAGAGACAGCACUUCCCAACAGAUGAGGACCAGACCGGAGCAGCUAAAGCUCUCCUACGGUUACAAGACACAUAUAAACUAGAUGCCAACACAAUCUCUACAGGAGACCUACCUGGUGUGAAACACAAGAGCCGUAUGACAGUGGAAGACUGUUAUGAGCUGGGGAAAAUCGCCUAUUCUGAUGUAGACUACUACCACACGGAGCUGUGGAUGGCCCAGGCUCUGAGGCAGCUUGACGAGGGAGAGGAGUCGACAUUGGACAAGGUGACAGUGCUUGACUACCUGAGCUAUGCCAUCUACCAACAGGGGGAGAUAGAACGAGCACUGGAGUACACCAAAAGGCUACUUGAGCUGGAUCCAGAACACCAGCGUGCCAAGGGCAACCUGAAGUACUUUGAGUUCCAGUUGGAGAAGCAGAAAAAAGCUGAGGAGGAGUCAGGUCAAAUGCAAAAGGAGCGAGGGAAAAGGGAAACAACCGAAAAGGUGAAGAAGCCAAAAAAGAAGGCCAGCUUUAGUCUCAUCCCAGAAAGGAAGAAGUACGAGAUGCUUUGUCGAGGCGAAGGCAUCAAAAUGACACCCCGCAGACAGAGCCGGCUCUUCUGUCGAUAUUAUGACAACAACCACAACCCCCAUUAUGUGUUGGCACCUGUCAAACAGCAAGAUGAGUGGGACCGCCCCUACAUCGUCCGCUACCUUGACAUCAUCUCUGACAAAGAAAUCGAGAAGGUUAAGCAACUGGCAAAGCCACGACUACGCAGGGCCACCAUCUCUAACCCCAUCACUGGAGUGCUGGAGACAGCUUCAUACCGGAUCAGCAAAAGCGCUUGGUUGACUGGCUAUGAAGAUCCAAUGAUUGAUAGGAUCAACCAGAGAAUUGAAGAUCUCACAGGGCUGGAAAUAGACACAGCAGAAGAGCUGCAGGUUGCAAAUUAUGGUGUUGGAGGUCAAUAUGAGCCUCAUUUCGACUUUGGAAGAAAAGAUGAACCAGAUGCCUUUAAAGAGUUGGGCACUGGGAACCGCAUAGCCACAUGGCUCUUCUAUAUGAGUGAUGUAGCAGCUGGAGGAGCAACAGUAUUCCCAGAUGUUGGUGCAGCAGUGUGGCCACAAAAGGGCACUGCAGUGUUCUGGUACAAUUUGUUUGCCAGCGGGGAGGGAGACUACAGCACUAGACAUGCAGCUUGUCCAGUGUUGGUUGGCAACAAGUGGGUAUCAAACAAAUGGAUCCAUGAACGAGGCCAGGAGUGGCGGCGACCUUGUGGCUUAAAUGAAACCGAAUGAUAUGAAAAGGAAGCCUCUUCAGCAACUUUCGUGCUCCUCUCUCACCUUCCUUGUGAACUCUACACACAACCACAGAACACUGCUGCACACAUACAGAUACAGGGAGUUCAAAUGGCUCUCUCCCACUCCACAGAGACCUUUCUUGUUUUUUGACCCCAGCUGUUACACCCAGACUUUGUUUUGGUUAAUGUCAAGCCCCUUGACAGUAUUAGCAUUGCUGUGACUACAGAUAACAUGUUCUGAAGUUUGCUUGUUGGUUUUGAGAGACACUUGUGUCCUUCUCGCACUCCCAUGUGUCUUUUUUGCACUCUGUAUGAACUCAAACUCUGUGGUGACAUUAUCCUUCACUAUUGUCUCUAGGCAUCAGUUUGCUCCUCAUCAAUUUGCAGUGCAGUUUAAAGGUACAGCUCACAUUGUUAAGGGGCCUUCUAUCAUUUCAUGACUGGAGCACCUGGCUUGUGGUUUUAGACAACAUUUUAGGAUUACUUUGACCUUUUUUUUGACAUUUCAGACCAUAGAUGAGGAAAAAAAAGCAUCAGCUUCAAUAGUUUAUUUUUUGCCAACUGGCUUAUUUUCCAAGGGAAAUUUUCCUGCAUGUGUCGAUACAUGACAGGUUCACUGACUUUCUGUUUUCCUUAUUUCAUGUGGUAUUUAUCUUUUUUUAAGUAACUAUCUUUCAAAAAAAAAAAAAAAAAGUCAGUGCUCUGUGGAAAGAAUGAAAGGGCUCAGUACACAAAUAAGUAAGAUGUACUCUGCAAAAUGUGGCAUAUCUGACACAAAACACUUUCAGUACAAACUCUAGGUUUAUAAAUCAUGUUCUUUGCUGGUCUGCCUUAAUACCAUUGUAUUAGUUUUAACUUAAAUAUUGGCAAUAUGACAUUUUGUAAUGGCACUCUAACAUCUUGAUACAGACACCAUCAUGGAAAAAGUUUAUUUUGCAUAGAAACUAUUGUCUUUUACAGUUUUCAUCAGCUCAUUGCAUUGUACAGAUGUUACACUGCCAACACUCUAUCUAGGCAAUAGUGCUUGUCUAAAUUCUUAUCAAUAAUAUCAAAUGGCUCAAAUUUAAAGCCACUUUCAUCCUAUAAGUCCAGAUAAAAAUCUUUUUUAAGAUAUAAAAGCAAAAAUUGAAAUGAAAUAUCUGCCAAUGGGAUAAGAAUUUAUUUAUUGAAAUGAGACGUACUAAUUUAGCAAGGCAUCUCAUUUCUGGACACUAAAUGUGGGAAUUUUGUUUGCCCCAUUGGCAGAUUUUUUUUUAACUAUUAACUGUGCAGAUCUUAUCUUUUGCUUUUUACCUCAUCCAAUAAGAUUUUAAGCUGAGCUUGCCAGGUGAAAGUGGCUUAUUUUAAGCAUUAAAAGACAUUUUUACAAAGUAGACAUACUUGCUUAUGUUUUAUUUUCAGUGUUUUAUGUACCUGAAUAACCAUGAACUGUCACUAAACAAGCAAGACGAGCAACUAAAGAACAACAGUAUUUGGACAGUAAGUGAUGUGAAAGUGACUGAGCACACCAAAUAGAGUCCUGACAGAUUUUAAUGCCUUUUUAUUUUUUUUAUUCUGGGGUUGGCUUGCGGUUUUCAGUGAAAGAAUUUAUGAGUUUUCCAAGGAAGGAACUUUAUUUAUAUUUCCCAAGCAAAGAUUGUGUUGUUUUAAAUGAAAGUCUGCAAUUUUCUACAAUAAAGACUGUUAUAUUGAUCUCAAGUUAA
Cheilinus undulatus (humphead wrasse) is the source of this 3869-nucleotide messenger RNA. RefSeq names its product prolyl 4-hydroxylase, alpha polypeptide I b (gene p4ha1b). Gene Ontology annotation, molecular function: L-ascorbic acid binding; iron ion binding; protein binding. The transcript is spliced from 15 exons. Gene Ontology annotation, biological process: peptidyl-proline hydroxylation to 4-hydroxy-L-proline. Gene Ontology annotation, cellular component: endoplasmic reticulum. Bases 533 to 2164 code for a protein of 543 amino acids. The record is from RefSeq and is a predicted model, not a curated record. Lineage: Eukaryota; Metazoa; Chordata; Actinopteri; Labriformes; Labridae.